GACUUUUGGCUUGAUCAUCGGAGAAGAAAAGGAGCCCAGAACUUAGAAGGAUUCAAUCCGAAUGACGAUGGAAGAGGGUGAGAUAAAGUUUAUAUGGAAAAUACAGAAUUUCUCGAAGCUUCAUUUGCAGGAGCCUCUCUGCUCGAAGGUCUUCUCCCUCGGAGAUUACAAAUGGCGGAUAGUAGUUUCCUCCAAGGAAAAUAUGGAUCAUUUGUCGAUUUAUCUGCAAGUUGUAGAUUCAUUGACUUUGCCCUCUGGUUGGAGUCGAAAUACAAAAUUCUCCUUUAUUAUUGUCAACCAAAUUGAUGACGAAUCCUCAGUGAAAAAAGCGACACCGAGAGUGUGUAAAUUUGAUGCACAGGCAGCAACGAAGGGCUCCACUAGAUUCAUCUCUCUUGAGAAGUUGCGUGAUCUUGAAAAGGGUUAUUUGGUGGAAGACACAUGCAUAAUUGAGGCUGAUGUUACCAUGUUCAGGGGUGAGAGCCCCGUCGUGCCCGGACCCUGGUCUGGGAAUACAGCCCCAAUCGGACGGAAAGACAGCAAUGAUGAGAUAGCUACCGGAUGUAAGUUAGCUACAGAAAACCCAACUGAAGAAGAUAUUAAUGCAUUCUUCGUGGAUUUGGGCUCUGAGAUCUCUAGUGGUCAAAAUCUUUCUCCAAAAGAAGAACUAAAAGAAGCUCUGACAAGGAUAAACGACACUUUGAACAUGGAUCCAGCUGACUUAAAUGAUGCAGGGAGGAUUUAUAAAAUAAAAAAUGCAUUUGAUGUUUUAUCUUCUCUUGAUACUUACUCUGUACUUACAACUGAGCAAAAAGAAGUACUAACCAUGAAGGAAAAAAUUAUUGACUUACCUGAGAGAGCAGCAAAAGCAUCUAAGGACAAGAAACUGUUUGCGCACAAGGAAUUUGUCAAGAUGACGCUCCAUCGUAAACUGGGGAGGUGUCUAAUUGAGUUUAAAAGGACUAAGGAAGAAACUGAACAACAGGAACGGAACAUUGCCACCCUUCAGGAGAAAGUUGAUUCCCUUCUUGCUGAAAUUGGUGAGGCACGAAAGAAGAAAUGCGGUUUAUCAUCCAAGCAAAAAGAAAUGUAUAAACUUUCCAAGGACUUGAAAGCUGAACUCGAUGAGCUAGAAAAGCAGUGGCCAGAGUAUGAAGCAAAGAUGAAGGCUGCUGAAGAGGAGGAGAAAAUGGUUCAUACAGAAUGGCACAAAAUGAAACAAAUUGUUUCAUCUCUAAAUAAAACUCUUUACCCAUUUGGUUUCAGGCAUUAAUAUAUGUAAGAAGUAAUAUGUGAAUGUUUUCGUGUUGGAUAUUUGGUUUGGUAAGCCAGGUUCAAAAACUAUUAAAACUAGUUUAAAAUG
Molecule: messenger RNA, 1363 nt
Organism: Rubroshorea leprosula
Lineage: Eukaryota; Viridiplantae; Streptophyta; Magnoliopsida; Malvales; Dipterocarpaceae
Source: the annotation of a GenBank genome assembly